This is a messenger RNA of Mandrillus leucophaeus (drill), 1370 nucleotides long. It is a transcript of the gene MPC2, whose product is annotated as mitochondrial pyruvate carrier 2. The coding region runs from base 722 to 1105 and encodes 127 amino acids. The transcript is spliced from 5 exons. Gene Ontology annotation, molecular function: pyruvate transmembrane transporter activity. Gene Ontology annotation, biological process: pyruvate import into mitochondria. Lineage: Eukaryota; Metazoa; Chordata; Mammalia; Primates; Cercopithecidae. The record is from RefSeq and is a predicted model, not a curated record. Gene Ontology annotation, cellular component: mitochondrial inner membrane.
ACGACCACCUUGGGGACUGAGGCUGGUGUGUGCCGCGGCUGCCCUCACCGUGGAAAAAUGCAUUCGGGCCACUCUAACCAGAUUCUUAAGUCGCUAGGGAUAAAAGAGGAGUAGAGAGAGAAGCGACUCAAUUCUGUAGUCUCUCGCUCACGAGUCUCCAGUCAAAAGAAGCAAGAGAAUAGUGCAGCAUCAUCUUUAGGCACUGAAGGCCCGAAAAGCCCAUUUUAACUACGGGCCUGCUUAGUCAAAGUUAAGGGGCAGUACAGCCGGCGCAGCUUCACUUUCCCUUCUCCAACAUGGCCUCGAGGGCAGCGGGGAGAAAGAGGAGGUUUCCGCUGCACCCCGCCCGCGCCUCGGGGCGGGCCAAUCCUGGCGGGCAGCUCAGUCUGCGCAAGCGCGCUGCCAGCAGGGCGCUGGGCGGACUCGGUGAGGUGAUUAUUUUGGCACCUGUUGCCGAGGCUCCUCCUCCCUCUCUCCUGCCGGGGCGGAGGCGGACCAGGGGCGGGCCGUUGGCAGCCUCCGCCCCCUCAACCUUCGCGGGGUGCGGGCGGCAGCUUUUUGGUUCACAGCCGGGCAGCGAGAACCGCGGGAAGGGCUCUCCAGGCGAGAGACGGACGCCAGGCGUCGUGGCAAGGAAGAGUGACUAGCUCCCCUUCGUUGUCAGCCAGGGACGAGAACAGAGCCACGCUCCCACCCGGCUGCUCACCAUCCCUCGGCGGCGAUGUCGGCCGCCGGUGCCCGAGGCCUGCGGGCCACCUACCACCGGCUCCUCGAUAAAGUGGAGCUGAUGCUGCCCGAGAAAUUGAGGCCGUUGUACAACCAUCCAGCAGGUCCCAGAACAGUUUUUUUCUGGGCUCCAAUUAUGAAAUGGGGGUUGGUGUGUGCUGGAUUGGCUGAUAUGGCCAGACCUGCAGAAAAACUUAGCACAGCUCAAUCUGCUGUUUUGAUGGCUACAGGGUUUAUUUGGUCAAGGUACUCACUUGUAAUUAUUCCAAAAAAUUGGAGUCUGUUUGCUGUUAAUUUCUUUGUGGGGACAGCAGGAGCCUCUCAGCUUUUUCGUAUUUGGAGAUAUAACCAAGAACUAAAAGCUAAAGCACACAAAUAAAAGAGUUCCUGAUCACCUGAACAAUCUAGAUGUGGACAUGACCAUUGGGACCUAGUUUAUUAUUUGGUUAUUGAUAAAGCAAAGCUAACUGUGCAUUUGGAAGGCACAAUAAAACUAACUGCAACUGGUAGCUAGUGCUUGAUUCAAUAGAAAAAUAAAGCAAACUUAAUAACAGUCUCUCUACAUGACUUAAGGAACUUAGCUAUAGAUAUUAGUAACAUUUUUCUACCAUUUGUCCAUAAUAAACCAUACUUGCUCAUAUAUA